AUGUCCUCAGGUGAUAUUAUUAUUAAAGAAGAGGAACCAGAUUUCUAUGAAGAGAAUGAAGAAAGCGGCGUGAUCUCCGCUCCUGUCGAUGAAAUCGACUUAGAUAUUACUAAAGUUGAUGAGAAUUUGCGCAUUUAUGGCGUCAAAAUUUGGCCACACAUUUGUAGCACCGUGAAAGUCAAGAGAAGCACCGACGAAAGACGACAAGUAUAUAGGAAAUGCACAGCUCUGGUAUUGAAAAAGGACCCAAAUGUCUUUGAUCGCUCAAUCUCGAAAUGCCUCGCAAAGAGAUACGUAGAAUAUAAAUUGUGGGCAGGCUCUUUGACAAGAUAUGCAGUGGUUAUUCGGAACAAAUUCAGACCAAACAACAACAGCCGAACCGUACCAGUGAUUACAAUUGAUGAUGAUUACGAGAAAGGAGGGGACAUCAGAAACAUGGCCAGAAGUCGAUUUUGGUGGUGUUUUUCCUCGAGUAGCUGUUGGCGGAAGAAAUAUUUGUGA
This is a messenger RNA of Necator americanus (New World hookworm), 501 nucleotides long. RefSeq lists its product as uncharacterized. The transcript is spliced from 5 exons. NCBI's taxonomy places the organism in Eukaryota, Metazoa, Nematoda, Chromadorea, Rhabditida, Ancylostomatidae. Bases 1 to 501 code for a protein of 166 amino acids. The record is from RefSeq and is a predicted model, not a curated record.